Messenger RNA from Ruditapes philippinarum (Manila clam), 876 nucleotides. RefSeq names its product E3 ubiquitin-protein ligase TRIM33-like. Gene Ontology annotation, cellular component: chromatin; nucleoplasm. Bases 1 to 876 code for a protein of 291 amino acids. The transcript is spliced from 2 exons. Lineage: Eukaryota; Metazoa; Mollusca; Bivalvia; Venerida; Veneridae. Gene Ontology annotation, biological process: positive regulation of DNA-templated transcription. Gene Ontology annotation, molecular function: zinc ion binding; ubiquitin-protein transferase activity. The record is from RefSeq and is a predicted model, not a curated record.
AUGGAUGUGUCGGGAAAGAUAACUUCGACAUCGAAGGCAAACCUCAACCUGUAUUGCAUUCCGUGUGACACAGAUGGAUUAAAGGUACCGGCUUACGGAUUUUGUCAGGACUGCAAGGAACAUCUUUGCAACAGUUGCUUUCAAUAUCAUAGAAGGUCAAGGCCAUCUAGACACCAUGUACUACUUGAAAAAGACGCAAUGUCAACAAAACAAACAGGCGUUGACGUAAAUGCAGACGUCAUUAUUGACAACUGUACCAACCAUAGGGAUAAACCAUUGGAGUUCUAUUGUAACACACACAAAAUUGUAGCAUGCUAUGUCUGUGUUACACUUGAACACAAACAAUGCAAAUUUGACUAUAUUCCUGAUGUUUCAGGUAACGUAUCUGGCGAGUGGAUAGAUUUGAACAAAAAGAUGAAAGAUUUAGUCAAGAAAUGUGAAUAUAACAUUAUGAAGGCUUCAGCUGCUACAAAGCAACUAGAACAAAGUUGUGAAAAAGUUGUUGAAGACAUACGACUCUUGAGAAAGGAAAUAAACAAUCAGUUAGAUCAGAUGGAACCGAGAAAACCACCAGAAGAUACUGAAAUAUGUGUCAAUUAUGAAAGAUCGUACAACGCGAGUUUUCCUUCUGAUAAAGAAUGUAGCAAUGUCAUUGGGAUGGUAAUGGUUUCUGCCACACAAAUGGUCAUCGCUGAUUACGGUAAUAAAAAGAUUAAAACAAUAGAUGAAAACACAGGAUCGUUGUUGUUAGAGGAAACCCUGUCUUCAGCACCACACGAUGCUAUAAGACUUCCGCAAAAUGGAUCGUCGUAUAGAUGUCGGAGAAUGGUGUUAUUGUGUAGCAUAUUGUCAGGACAAGCUAGUAGUAGGCUGUAG